This is a messenger RNA of Numida meleagris (helmeted guineafowl), 5907 nucleotides long. RefSeq names its product cingulin like 1 (gene CGNL1). Lineage: Eukaryota; Metazoa; Chordata; Aves; Galliformes; Numididae. The record is from RefSeq and is a predicted model, not a curated record. The transcript has 19 exons. Gene Ontology annotation, cellular component: myosin complex. The coding region runs from base 817 to 4698 and encodes 1293 amino acids.
CGUCGCCCGGACCUCCUCGCGGGGACGGGCGGGCGGGCGGAGGGCACCGGGGACGGGGCCCGCCGGGCUGCGGAAGGGACUCCCCGCGGGUCGCUGGCGUUCCCCCUCCUCGCUCCGUUAAGCGCAGCGCUUUCCGAAGGCCAGGGGUGCCGCGAGGGAGGCACGGAGCCGCUCUCCGCACGGCCGUGCCGCUCGGCAGGCAGCGCAGCGCCGGGCCUUCCCCCCAGCGCCCCUCGGGGCAGCGCUUCGGCCGCGGCGAGCGGAGAGGGGCGCGCUGCCAGCGGGCCGCGGGGACGGCAGCUGCCGGGAAAACUGCCUCCAGCGAGCCCUGAACUUCUCUCCUCUAAAGGGGAGGGGUCUCUUCUGGCCCGGGCGGCGGCUGCGGUGCCUCCGCAGGCGGUGCUGCCCCGGCCCCCGCGCUCAGGUGAGCGGGCGCUGCGCGGAGGGCCGCGGAAAGCCCGCAGGUCGCCGUGCCCGCACGCAUUCCUCCGGGAUUCCCGGCAUUCCUGAGCCAGCGGCGCUCCGACUUCAUCUCCGUCUUACUCCACAAAUUGGCGUCUUUUUUACGAAAGGGUGUGUCCGCGUUUUGUGUGUUCGCAUUCAUGGGAAGGGCUCGGAGUGGCACUUCAGCCAUUUGUGCUUCCUGAUUAACUUUGCAUCUGAUUUAUGAUUUAUAUCCCUCCCGUCUGGUGACAACUUUAUUGGGAGAUCGAUGCUGCGAUACAGCUUUUGUGGUGGAGUUGGAUUAGCAUCUGCAGUUGACAAAAGAACAGUUGUACAGCUUUUAUCUUUUGCCUCUGUAAUCCUCUGACAAUCAUGGAGCCAUAUUUUGCUGGUUUUAAGCAGCAGGACUACGAAGUUACUCUUGAACUUGCAAGUGAGGACAUUCAAAAAAAUAGAAAUGGGCAAAAUUCUAAGACAGGAACUUAUGGUGUCAGUAUUAGAGUCCAAGGAAUUGAUGGACAUCCUUACAUAGUACUAAACAAUACAGAAGGAUGUUUGUCAGAAAAUCCUCCUCCUUCUGGAAAAGAACAGCAGGUCAUUUCUCAGACUAUGAGCCAGCCAAUCACAGACUCCAAUACUGCUUUUAAAUUAGAGGAUAAAAACGAUGAUCGCACAAAUUUUCCUGGAACACAGCACGUGCAACCCUGUACGUUUAAAAGCCUAAAGAUAUCCAAUCUGGAUGAAAAGGAAAAUGGAAUAUCAGAUUUUAAAGAUGGAGCAUUGAAAUCCUCCAACAUGUUAAACUUUCAGAGACAUCCUGAGCUUUUACAGCCUUAUGAUCCUGAGAAAAAUAACUUGAACUUGGAAAAUUACCAGUCUUCUGUGUGCAGUAAAUCUACAUCUUUUGCAAAUGAAGAUAAAACUGAAGUAAAGCCGUGGAUUUCUUCUUCAAAAGUAGUAUCCUUACAGAAAACAAAUACAUAUCUUGCAGAGUCAACCAAAGCAAAUUCAAAAAAAAUACAUUUGAACAGGACAGUGGACAUAGAAGACCAAAACAAGCAUGUGUUGGAUUGUCCUGGUAGCAUAAUCAGCCCCAGUGAGGUGGGUGUUUCAGAAUCGUUUUCAUCUACAGGAAGAUCCCCGUGUCUUAGUCCUACCGCUUAUCCAGAAACAAGGAAACCUAGACCAGAUGUUCUUCCCUUCCGCAGACAAGACUCAUCUGGGCCAUUGUUGGACUCACGAAGAUCAUCAUCUUCAUCAGCUACUCCCACUUCUGCAAAUUCGUUAUACAGGUUUUUACUUGAUGAUCAAGAGUACGCGAUCUAUGCAGAUAAUGUUAAUCGACAUGAAAACAGAAGAUACAUCCCAUUUUUGCCUGGAACUGGUCGUGAUAUUGACACUGGCUCACUUCCAGGAGUAGAUCAGCUAAUUGAGAAGUUUGAUAAAAAAGUUGAUCCUCACAGAAGAGGUAGGCCGGGAAAAAGGAAUAGGAUUCAUCCAGAUGAUCGUAAAAGGUCAAGAAGCGUUGACAGUGCCUUGUCGUUAGAGCUUGAUAUAAAUUCAGAUUAUUUGGGUGAAGUGAAUAACAGCUUAGGUAAGUCAACUGAGCACUUGCUAAAACCAUCUGAAGUUUGCUUCCAGAAGCAGUUAUCCAGAGAUCAGAAACCACCUUCCAAAGAGAUUAAAAUUUCUGCUCGAAGUAUUGGAAAGGUGCAGAUGCCUGGUAAAGACUCUCAGAACAGUCAUUUCAGUUCUUUGCAGCAUCAUAAACAAAAUGGAGAUAAUACUGAGAGUUUCAUGUUUAGGUCAUCUACACUCCCAGGACAGAAUAAGAGGGAGGAAGCUAGAACAGUAACUUCUACUCUGCUGUUGCCAAACAGAAUCACAAUUCCACCCGAUUCAGGAGCCAAAAAGAUUUCUCUAAAAACAUUUUCAUCCGUCCCUAAUAUACAGGCAACACCUGAUCUCUUAAAAGGCCAGCAAGAUGUUGCACACCAAACAAAUGAAGAGACUGCUAAACAAAUACUUUACAAUUACCUUAAAGAAGGAAGCACUGAUAAUGAUGAUGCAACAAAGAGGAAAGUCAACUUGGUUUUUGAGAAAAUUCAGACUUUAAAGUCCAGAGCUGCUGGAAAAACACAGGUUUCUGAUACUUCAGCUGAAGUAAAAGCAUUGGUGGAGCAGAAAACUGAACUUGAAAGGAAAGUGGAAGAAUUGCAGAAAAAACUGGAUCUAGAAAUCACGAAUCAGCAAAAUUGCAAAGAGGAGAGAGAUGCUACACGAGCAAGCCUGAAAGACCUUCAGCUCCGACUUGAUGAAAGUAUAAGUGAAAAAGAUGCCUUAAAAAAGAAGCUGGAAGAAAAUGAGAAGGAACUCAGGCAAAACCUAGAGGAGCUUUUUCAAGUGAAGAUGGAGCAGGAAAAACACCAGACUGAGAUCAGAGACCUUCAAGACCAGCUCUCUGAGAUGCAUGAUGAACUGGAUAACGCAAAACAUACUGAUGAACGGGAAAAAGAGGUUCUUAUUGAGGAGCUAAUGCAAAUGAAGCAGGAUCUCCAAGAAAUAUUAAUUGCAAAAGAUCAACAGGAAGAAAUUUUGAGAAAGAGAGAGCGGGAGCUUACAGCUUUAAAAGGAGCACUAAAAGAAGAAGUGUCUAGCCAUGACACGGAGAUGGAUAAACUCAAAGAGCAAUACGAUAAAGAAUUGCUAAAUCUACAACAGAGCUUGGAGAGAGCAAUGGAGAAUGCUGCUGUUCUUGCCAGUGAAAGAGAUGCUGUGGAAGAGGUACGAAAUAGCAUAGAAAAUCAAGUCAAAAAGCUGACUGAGGUAAACACACAGUUCAAGAAAACAGUUGAUGAACUAGAAACAAAAAAUGAAGAGUUGCACAAACAACUUGAUAAUAUGAAAGGAGACGAAAAUUCAAUGAAGGAAAAAAUAAAAAGCUACAAGGAUGAAAACCAACAAUUACAAGAAGCUUUGAAACAGGCUGAAAAAGAGGCAAAAGAAUUGAUGGCAUUAAAAACAUCUUUGGAAAACCAACUAGAAAAUAUGCAGGAGAACAUUCGUUGUAUUUCACAGGAACAGCAGCAGUUAACUGAACAGUUAAAAGAUGAAACUCACCAGAAGGAACAGCUGGAGAAGAUAAAGAAUGAAAUGGAAAAUGAACGAUGGCAACUGAAUAAGACCAUUGAAAAGUUACAGGCGGAGAUGGCUGAAAUGGUGGAGGCCUCGAGAACAUCAACUGUGGAGCUUCAGAACCAGCUUCAUGAGUACAAGGAGAAAAAUUGCAGAGAACUUGCAGAUGUGCAGAGACAAUUGAAAGAAAAAAACCUUGAGUUAGAAAAAUCACGCCUGACAACCAUUAGAAUGCAGGAUGAGAUGCGUCUCCUGGAAGAAAACUUGAGGGACCACCAGAGAGCUCAGGAUGAGGCAAUAACAAAAACUCAGUUGUUAGAGCAGACUGUGAAAGGCUUGGAGUAUGAACUAGAGGCCAAAAACCACCUAAAAGAUGACCGAGCAAGACAAAUCAAAUUAAUGGAGGACAAGUUAUCUCACCUGGAACUUGAGCUUGAUGAAGAAAAGAACAAUUCGGAUUUGUUGUCUGAAAGGAUCAGUAGAUGCAGAGAACAGAUUGAACAAAUGAGAACAGAGCUACUGCAGGAAAGAGCUACAAAGCAAGAUUUGGAAUGUGACAAGAUUUCUUUGGAAAGACAGAACAAGGACUUAAGAAGCCGAAUCCUUCACUUGGAAGGUUCUUACCGAUCCAGUAAAGAAGGACUUGUUGCUCAAAUGGAAGCAAGGAUCACAGAGCUAGAAGAACGACUUGAAAAUGAAGAGAGGGAUAGGGCUAAUUUCCAACUAAGUAACCGCAGACUUGAGAGAAAAGUGAAGGAGUUAAUGUUGCAAGUAGAUGAUGAACAUCUCUCACUGACUGACCAGAAGGAUCAGUUGAGUUUGCGUUUGAAAGCAAUGAAGCGUCAAGUUGAAGAAGCUGAGGAAGAAAUAGACAGACUGGAAAGUGCUAAAAAGAAACUGCAGAGAGACCUAGAAGAGCAACUAGACAUGAAUGAACAAUUGCAAGGACAGCUUAAUGCUGCAAAAAAGGAAUUAAGUAGACGAAAGAAGUCACCAAGUAAAGUGCUGACUGAUUUUGAUGAUGAUGACGACGAUGAUGAGUUCAGCACGGAUGGUGAUAGUCUCUGUGAAGCACCUUCAGGAAAUAACCUUUCAAAAGAUGACAACACAGUGAUAUAAAAUAAGUAUUGACUCUGUGUUUCCAUGAAAGUACUGGAAAAGUAACUUAAAUUAUCAAAAAACUGGAUAUUUUAGAAGCCAAAUGCCAUAAAGGGAUGUAAGAUCUGGGAAUUUGAUGUUUCCAUCCAUACUGUGCCUUUUUCUUAUUUAGAUAUCUUCUGUUUGUUACAGAAAAGAGAAUUGUUGUAAAACAGCUGUAAAACAUGGUUAUUUGUAACUGCUACUGAAAACACAGGGAUAAUGUUUUGCAUUGGAAUUGUGAUUUUGCUAAAAUUCUGUUAAAGAGCUAUUUGAAAGUAGUUCAAAAUCAGUUUGUAGUUAUUAAAAGCUUUUCACUAACAUUAAGGAAGCCACAGACAAUUAUUUAACAAUUGUAAGUACAGAAGAAUGAUAUAUAGAUUGUAAAUAUUUUAAAUCUGAUCUUUUAUUGACUACUUUAGUACUAUUUUGUAAAGUUUUAAAUAUUAUAUAAAUCAAUUUCAUAUAGAAUAUCUAAAUUUAUACUGAAUUAAAUAUUUGGGUUUUAACUAAACUAAACUAAAAUACAUUUUUUGCAUUCAUUACAGAGCAGAUUCAUACUUCCUGAGCCAGAAAGUACAUUCGGAUUUUAAAAACAGUUCAAGUUUUAUUGUAUGUUGUUUAAGACGAAAUGUAAAUCCUGCCUGUUGACUUUAAAGGGGCCAUCAUAUCUGCAUGAUGAGUGAAGCUUACCCACAGCUUUCUUGCAAACUUUGAAUGGGAAGCUUUAUCUUUGUAGGAGGUAAGGAUGAUAUUGAAAUCAGAGAUUACUUAGCAUCUUUAUUUCCUGAAGUGGACUCCAUACAGCCAGGGGCACAGCACUGUAGGCCUGCUCGUUUGAGGACACUGGGACAGGCUUUUCUUAAAGUCUCUAAGGAGUCCCACUUGUUCAAGAAAAAUUAAUUAUGGCUUAUGGAUUAAGUACGUUCUUAAAUCCGUACAUUAUUUGAUCCCAGAAGGUUACGUGCCUGGCAGGACAUGGCGCCCUUGAAACAAAAGCAUGCAAUCUAAUUAUUCUAACCUGUUCUUGAGCAUCUAUUUGGGAUAUGUUGUGAUGUAUGGUCAUAUAUGCAUAUAUUUGUUACUAUUUCAGAUUAUAGAAGUAUCUGUGUCCUGAGAAAUUCAUCUGUUAAACUUUGUGGGAAAUUUAAAAAAAAAAAAAAAAAAGGCAUUGCAAAUUCUAUUUUAAAA